Molecule: messenger RNA, 1296 nt
Organism: Microthlaspi erraticum
Lineage: Eukaryota; Viridiplantae; Streptophyta; Magnoliopsida; Brassicales; Brassicaceae
Source: the annotation of a GenBank genome assembly
AUGUCGUCAUCGUCUUCCUCCUGGUCCUGCACCAAAUGCACUUUCCUCAAUUCUCCGUCUCGGAAACUCAAUUGCAUGGUCUGCUUGACUCCUGUACCUCUCCCUUCUUCUUCGUCUCCGACUCCUCUCUCCGUUUCCUCGAACGAUGAGCCCAAAUGGGCUUGCAAAGGCUGCACUUUUCUGAACACGUACAAGAACUCAGCCUGCGACAUAUGCGGAACGCGAUCGCCGACGUUGUCUUCUCUCCUGAGCUUUGACGAUUUGACCGAUUCGGGUCUCGAGAGUAGCAGCAACCCUGAUCGCUCGGUCGGGUCGGUUUUCUUUCCUCUGCGGCGGUGUAGCAAGCGCAAGGCCAUGGAUGAUGACGUCGUCGAGGUUGAUGGAGGUUCUGUUGUUAGUUCCGAAUCGCUGGGUUUCGUUAAGAAGAAGAACAAAGAGAUUGAAACGAAAGGAGUAGCUUCUGAUUCAGGAGCAUCUGUCUCUUGCUUGAAGAUCUUGAGCUACAAUGUUUGGUUCCGUGAAGAUCUUGAGUUGAAUCUAAGGAUGAGAGCGAUCGGUCACAUUAUCCAGCUUCAUUCUCCCCAUCUCAUAUGUUUUCAGGAAGUUACUCCAGAGAUAUAUGGUAUUUUCCGCAAGUCAAACUGGUGGAAAGCGUAUUCUUGCUCUGUCUCAGUGGAUGCGGCACAAUCAAAAGGCUACUUCUGCAUGCUGUUGAGCAAGGUGGGGGUGAAAUCUUUCAGCUGCAAAAGCUUUAGGAACUCUAUAAUGGGAAGAGAAUUAACCAUUGCAGAGGUUGAAGUUCCGGGGAGGAAGCCACUUGUUCUGGCGACAAGCCAUCUCGAGAGUCCCUGUCCAGGUCCUCCAAAAUGGGACCAAAUGUUUAGCCGGGAACGCGUUGAACAAGCCAACGAGGCCGUCGAGAUUCUCAGAGCUAACACCAACGUGGUGUUCGGGGGAGACAUGAACUGGGACGACAAGCUAGAUGGGAGGUUUCCUUUGCCAGACAAAUGGGUCGAUGUUUGGGAGGUUCUGAAACCAGGUGAUUCCGGUUUCACGUACGACACGAAAGCAAACCCGAUGUUGUCUGGGAACCGGACGUUGCAGAAAAGGCUAGACCGGAUUCUGUGUCGUCUUGAUGAUUAUAAGCUUGGUGGGAUUGAGAUGGUUGGGAAAGAAGCGAUUCCUGGGUUGUCAUAUGUGAAAGAGAAGAAAGUGAGAGGUGAGAUGAAGGAGUUAGAGCUUCCGGUGUUGCCUAGUGAUCAUUUUGGACUGCUUUUGACCCUUUCGCCGAAGUGA